Ceratitis capitata (Mediterranean fruit fly) is the source of this 887-nucleotide messenger RNA. It is a transcript of the gene peo, whose product is annotated as protein crossbronx. Lineage: Eukaryota; Metazoa; Arthropoda; Insecta; Diptera; Tephritidae. The record is from RefSeq and is a predicted model, not a curated record. The transcript is spliced from 4 exons. Bases 88 to 798 code for a protein of 236 amino acids.
CUGAUUUAUAAUUUAUUUAUUUAUCUAAUGUCGCUUAAGUAGCUUUAUUUUGCUCAUAUAUAUUUUGUUAACAUUUUAAAUUUUAAAAUGACACUGGACGCACACAAAGGAGAAGAUAAACUCCUGACAACAAUACAGCAAGAAUAUAAAGUGCUUGCUGAGUACAAAAUGAUUGAAUCGGAAAAAAUAGGUGGGGUCUAUGUCAUACCGUCGUACGGAAACUCACUAUUAUGGUUUGGGGUAAUCUUCGUGAGACAAGGAUUUUACGUUGAUGCAGUAUUUCGAUUCACUAUACUUUUACCCGAUAACUUUCCUGAUGAUAAAUCAUUACCUACUGUUAUCUUCCAAAAUGAAAUAAUACACCCACUCAUCUGCCCUUAUACCGGCUCAUUAGAUAUCUCUUGUGCCUUCCCUUAUUGGCGUAGUGGAGAAGAUCACAUUUGGCAAUUGCUUAAAUAUAUACAGGCUAUAUUUGUUAAUCCCAUUGAGUGUACACGCCUUGCCGCCGCGGGCGCUAAAUAUAACAACGCAGAAGCAGCAGAAUUGCUUACGCAAAAUCGUGCUGAAUUUAUGGCCCGUGCAAAGGACUGUGCAUUAUCCAGCAAAGAACGUAUUUACGAUGAACCACCUACUGAGGAUCCACAUUAUAUAGUAUUUGAAAAGUUCGAUAGCGACAUACACGGACCCAUAAAAGAACGUAUUUGCACAGGCAAAGAAUUACCUGAAAGUCCAACCGCAGCAGCAAAUGGUCUUUCAUGGGUUAAGGAAGGUGAAUUCAAACCAUUAAGCAUUGAGUAAAGAAACAAGUAUUCUUUUGUGGUUAUAUACAUUUUAAAAACUUUGCCUUUUCUUCAUAAAAUAACACAUUGCAUUAUUGUAGUAAAAAU